Messenger RNA from Triplophysa dalaica, 1559 nucleotides. RefSeq names its product N-acetyltransferase 14 (GCN5-related, putative) (gene nat14). The record is from RefSeq and is a predicted model, not a curated record. The transcript is spliced from 4 exons. The coding region runs from base 206 to 1084 and encodes 292 amino acids. Gene Ontology annotation, molecular function: N-acetyltransferase activity. NCBI's taxonomy places the organism in Eukaryota, Metazoa, Chordata, Actinopteri, Cypriniformes, Nemacheilidae.
UAUAGUUUAAGCUUUGAAGAAGGCGGCGUUUACCAUAUAAGGAGCUAGAAGGAGUCAUGAGGGGGUCGGAAGCUAACGGUAGAACAUGCUACAAAUAAACCACAUAACGUUAACUGAUCGGCUGCAAAGCCUGAUUUAAGCAGACAAUAUCAGCCUACUAUGAUUAUUGUUUAGUUUCCACAAAUGUUUGACCAUCCUCAUUCGCAUGUUCCCAGUGCCGUGUGACUGCUGUAUAUGUGAAAUGGGUAGAUUGGACCUUGGUGAUGUAGUCUUGCGGCGGAUGGAGGAGAAGGACAUUGAAUCUGUGAAGAAUCUUGUCAAGGAGGGAUGUGAGGGAACCGAGAACCGUCUGAUUCUUCACCUUCUCACCCGUCCACUUGCUCUCCUCAUGCUGGCCACUCUCUCCUCCAUCCUCCGCUUCGUGCUGCACUCUUUCGUCUUGGCGUUCAUUAUUCCUGUUUUCGUUCUCAUCAUUUACCUUAAGAUCACCAUCCCACGAUCUGUGGGCAUCCUGGGCUCCAGCAAGCCAUAUUGGGACUAUGUGGGUAGCAGUUACCAAGCAGACACAGAACCAGUACUGCCCAAUCCUCAUUCAGAAAGAGCCAAACAAACCCCCAACCAAGAGAAAACCAGACGGCGCAAAAAAGGCAAAGAGAAAGAGAAGAUCACUGAGAGAGAGCAGGUGGAUGAGGAUGAUCUGAAGGAGAGAGCGAGGGUUGCUGGAGAGAUCUGGGCGGCAGAGUCUGAUGGAGAGAUUAUGGGCUGUGUGGCAAGAGACGGUUGGAGUCGGGAUGGGGUAUGUCGGAUCUGCAGGUUGGUGGUCCAAUGCUGGUACCGUAGAGAGGGACUGGGCAGAUUGCUGGUUCAGGGGCUGGAAUCUAAAGUAAAGCAAAGUGGGAUAUAUCGGGUCUAUGCCCACGUUCCCUUUCCCUCCAAAGUGGGCGAGACGUUCUUUAGGAGGCUGGGUUAUCGUCUGCAGGGUGAGACUUCGGGGAUUGAGGGAGAGGAGGAAGAUGAUUAUGAAGAGCCAGAGAAGGGUUGGAUGGGCUUUCCUUUAACCAAAGUGUUUGUUAAGGAUCUGUAAGGAUCUGUCAUUAAAACAAAAUUAAUAUCUUGAUUUAAGAUACAGAAGAUUCAUCCUAUUCGUAAUUGCACCAGUUGGUAUUUUGUAUGUUCAUCCCUUUUCCUGUGAAUUUUUGACCAUGGUUGAAAAAGUCAGUUAACAUUCUGACUUUCAAAAAACCAUAAUGUAUAUAUUUUUUUUAAUGUAUUGUUCUGCAAGAAUAUUUGAAGACGUUGAAUGUUGCAGAUUUCAUCUCUGGUUUAAAUAAGACGUUAGCUGAGCCGUGACCGAAGGUGGUUAUACUAAUUGCUUUUAAAGAAACUUUGUAUGUUCAGGAUGAAGAGAGUGAAUGCUUUUCUAUCGUUCCUGUGUGUUUACCUUAUUAAUUUAUCUAAUUUAUUGUGUGGUAUUUAGAAAUGAGUGAUAUAUUUUGUAUGUUUCCCUUGACUAUCGAGGAAUAAGCUUUUUAAAAUAAAAAUAAAAGUAUUGCACUACA